UCUUAUCUUAUCAGAUUUAAACCUCCUACAGUUGAGCCGUUUUCAAAAGACACUCCGUUCCAAACUGGUCCACAACUUCCUGACCUUCCCAGAGUCGGAGAGCAGCAGUCGCCUGAGCUGAGAUUUAAACCAAAAGGACGUUUUUUCAUUCCAGAAAUCGGCCGACAUGUGUACUGGAAAGUGUUCCCUCUGCAUUGCGGUGACGCUGUACCCGCUGGUGCUCAUUUCCAUCAUCUGUAACAUUGUGCUGUUCUUUCCUGAUGGAAGCGUCCAGUACGCCAAAGAUGGACACAUUACAGAUGAGGUGAAGUACAUGGGAGGAGUGAUUGGAGGAGGCAUACUGGUUCUGAUCCCUGCACUUCACAUUCACCUGACUGGGAAGCAGGGCUGCUGUGGAAAUCGCUGUGGGAUGUUCCUAUCUAUCGCUUUUGCUGCGGUGGGCGUGGUCGGUGCCCUGUACAGCUUCGUUGUGGCCGUGUUAGGCUUGCAGAAUGGACCUUUGUGUAAAGUAGUACUGGUUUGGUCGAGGCCUUUCAAAGACAGUGACACCAGUUACCUGACCGACAGCUCGAAGUGGUGGAUGUGUACCGAGCCUGAGAACAUCGUCCAGUUCAACAUCGGACUGUUCAGCACUCUGGUGGUGACCAGCGGCCUGCAGAUUAUCCUCUGUGCCACUCAGAUGAUCAACGGGCUCUUCGGAUGUCUGUGCGGCGCCUGCAUCAAGAAGGAGCCAGGGAUGAUCUGAAGAUGUAAAACCAGCAGCUGCUGCGAGUUUCUCACUGGCGCCCCCUGCUGCAUCCUUUAACAAUAAGAACUGCAGAAGGCUGCAGAAAGCGUCAAAACUAAAAUUUGGAUGUUUUUGUCCAGUUUUUGCUUCCUGCUUUAAUACUACCUUGCACUUAUGUUCAACAGUCUCUGUAUUGAAAGAGUGUAUCAUUUUGCUUAGAAGAGACUCAUUUUAUACCCAUGUACAGGUUUGCAAUUGUAUUUUAUGCCAUUAUUAAAUUAGGAUAGCAUUCUCAGAGACUGAGGAUAUGAAACACUGGACCUUCUGAGUCGUUUGAUUUUUACCUGCACCGUAAAGAAGCUGCUUUUAAGCAGCUGUUGAGUAAAUUUAGUGACAGAAGUGAAGUCAGCUCAGAGAACCAGGAUAAUCCUGUUUUUAUUUUAAAGAAAAAACAACUUUGUGACAUUUAUGUUCUAGCCAAAAACUUUAUUGCACUUAUGGUGAAAGAAAUUAUAUCAUAGUUCGACCUUAUGCGGCUUUAAAAAAAUGCAGCUAUGUUUUUAUCAUUUAUUUUUAUCAAAAAACUGUAACAUCUGUUUUAUAGUGUUUAAUUGUUAAAGUGAUUUCCUUAAAGAAAAAAAAUAAAAUACAUGGAAACUC
Messenger RNA from Poecilia latipinna (sailfin molly), 1387 nucleotides. It is a transcript of the gene tm4sf21a, whose product is annotated as transmembrane 4 L six family member 21a. The record is from RefSeq and is a predicted model, not a curated record. The transcript has 5 exons. NCBI's taxonomy places the organism in Eukaryota, Metazoa, Chordata, Actinopteri, Cyprinodontiformes, Poeciliidae. Gene Ontology annotation, cellular component: membrane. Bases 167 to 745 code for a protein of 192 amino acids.